AUGUUUACUCGCCGCGUCUUGUCUGUCCUUGACCGUGCUUCGCGCUUCUCUCCUGCUGGUGCUCGUGCACUCCACGUCGAAGCAUCCAGGACAUCAAUUACCGACGCCAUUACGAAGGAAAAGGUACUGGUGUUUUCCAAGACCACUUGCCCUUUCUGUGCCCGCGUGAAGGAGAUAUUUAAUGUAUUGGACAUCAAGUACAAAGUCGUGGAGCUCGAUACGAGGGACGAUGGAGCCGAGAUUCAGACGCUACUGCUGGAUAUUACAAGUCAACGUACAGUGCCUAACGUCUUUAUGAAUGGCAAACACAUUGGCGGCUGUGAUAGUAUAAUGGAUCUCUAUGCUAAAAGCGAGCUAACGUCGAUGCUGGAUAACUGA
Messenger RNA from Peronospora farinosa, 378 nucleotides. The record is from the annotation of a GenBank genome assembly. Lineage: Eukaryota; Oomycota; Peronosporomycetes; Peronosporales; Peronosporaceae.